Aaosphaeria arxii CBS 175.79 is the source of this 3470-nucleotide messenger RNA. RefSeq names its product DDHD-domain-containing protein. The transcript has 3 exons. The record is from RefSeq and is a predicted model, not a curated record. Gene Ontology annotation, cellular component: cytoplasm. Lineage: Eukaryota; Fungi; Ascomycota; Dothideomycetes; Pleosporales. Gene Ontology annotation, molecular function: metal ion binding; glycerophospholipase activity. Bases 279 to 3254 code for a protein of 991 amino acids.
GUCAUCUUCAAGUCAUGGACAAUAGGCCAGUUUGCACAAGUACAGCGUCCAUACGCUUCGAUUACAUGGCCUCUGAGCUUAUGUACUUGAUUCCUUUCAUCCCUUGACAACCCUCAAAGUCAGCAUCCGUCACGGCUUUCCGUCCUAUCUCCAUCGCUCCACUUCUGCGUGCUUGCAUCCACCGCAUCCACCGCACCCGUCCUCCCCACCUCGUACAACUCUCUUCAACACCACCACUUUACCGCUCUCAGUCCAGAAAGUUCCAGGCUGCCGGCGUAAUGUCGACACCAGAGACAAAGCCUGGCUUUCUCUCAGCUGGUAUUACUGCUUUUUCGCCCUGGGGCUCUCGAAGUACCACUCCGAAACCCCCGCCCACGACACAGAAUGAGGAGGAGGAUAAAUCCCACGCCUCGGGCAUGGGGACACAGAGAGGAGGCGACCACUCAGUCAGUCGGAGGCCUAGACUUAGUCUAAGGAAAUAUCCAGCAGAUUGCCCACCUCUGAACGUGAGGUGGUUCCAUGCGGUUGAUAUACCCAAACGCAAACCGCUCGCUGCCACAAUCGCUCCUCCGGACCAGCCCGUUCCAAAACCUAAGAAAUUCAUACCCUUCUCCGAAAGCGAUUCGCGAUCUAUCGAGGCCGCCUUUCAGAACCAAUACGACGAAGAAGAUGCUAAAGAAGCAAGGAAAGAAGCUAGCGCGCAGAGCCCGUCGACUCCAGCAAAUGCGGAGUCCGAGAGUCUUCCUACAACCAAGGUUCCUGUCAACGAGGAUUUUCUGUUCGAUGUAGAGAUUGAGACGCGAGAACUAGUGCCUGCGUACUGGCUAGGGCCUGUGUACGAAGUAAAAAGAGGAUCGUGGUUCACGCAAGACGGGGCACCCGUGGACGAGAACCUUGCAACGCAAUUGGAAGAAGGGUAUCUGAAGAUCAAGCCGUGGCGACUAGUAAACACGACGGAAAAGCGGUCUGCCUCGCAAACCCGAGCCCGUCCUGUGUCUCUCAAUGUCAAACCUGGCGACGAUUAUCGAAAGCUUUUGGGGGAGAGAAAUUCGACUUCAAACCCGGUCACUCCAAAAUCAUCAUUCGAUAGUCUGAAGGGUGAGGCGGCAAAGCAAGCCUCUGGCGAUAAACAAGCUGGCGAAUCGUCGCCUGACCACUCGUCCUUCGAUGAUGUCAACAGGACGCAUCGUCUCUUUGGAUCUCACAUGAAUUCUAUCGUAACGUACCAGGACGACAGUACGGCUUGGCUGCUGACUGAUGACUUACUCUCUCGCAUGGGUAGUACUCUUUAUCAACGAUUUGCUGGAGGUGCACAUUAUGCUGGCUACAAGUACAUCCGAGGUUACGUUGAUCCAGCAAAGAAGAAGGAGGCAAAGCCCGCCAAAGAGGAGAAAGAGAAGCCAGCUCAGCAGUCAAGCGAUUCUCCCUUAGCCUACGGCGAGGCAGCAAAGAGCGCAUCGGAAGGUGGCUCUGAUACGGAGGGUGAGACCGAGGCUCCUGAAUCUCCUGCCGAGACUCGGAGGAAGACGCUUGAGAGGCAAGUGUCUUCACUCAUAACCUCCUCGAAAGAGGACGCGGCUCAGCAGGAGGAAGAGAUUAGGAAACGCGAGGAGAAAGAAAUGCGCGAAGACUACAAAGACCAGAACAAGGGAGAACAAGAACGAGAGAUCGAGCAUCUAGUUCUUGUCACCCAUGGCAUUGGACAGCGGCUUGGUAUACGCAUGGAGAGCAUUAACUUUAUCCACGAUGUGAACACUUUGCGCAAAACGCUCAAGGCCGUUUAUGCCAACUCAUCUGACUUGCAAGCUUUGAACUCUGAGGUCGAAAGCGAGUCGAAGAACAGUCGAGUGCAGGUUUUGCCCAUCUGCUGGCGUCAUCUAUUGGACUUUCCCCAACAGAGCCUGAAGCAUAAUCGCAAGGAGCAUGAUCUCGGCGAUAUUGAUUUCGAAGAUAACGAAUACCCGAAUCUAGAAGACAUCACCGUUGAAGGAGUCCCAGCGGUCCGUAACCUGCUCACUGACCUCGCUUUGGAUAUUCUAUUGUACCAAAGUCCCGCAUAUAAAGGCCAUCUGUCGAGAAUUGUCUUGGAGGAAUGCAAUAGGAUAUUCAAACUUUUCAAAGAGCGAAACCCUACCUUCAAUGGCAAGGUCAGCUUGGUGGGGCAUUCGUUAGGCUCUGCUAUCAUGUUCGACAUUCUUUGUCAACAGAGAGUGGGAAUGUCGGGCAAACGUCGCAGUUCAGAUGCUCCCUUGCAGUUCGAUUUUGAGGUCGAGGAUUUCUACGCUUUAGGUUCUCCCACUGGAUUAUUCCAAAUGUUGAAAGGGCGCACCAUUGCUGCACGGCCAAGUUCUGCAACCUUUGUGGCGCCAGAGACACCAAAGAGUCCCUUGGACGACCCAUUUGCUUCAUCUUCACAGGCUCAGUCGGAACGUGCUUUUGAAAUCACUACAUCAUCUCCGCUCUGCAAACAAAUCUUCAACAUCUUUCAUCCGACAGAUCCUAUCGGCUACAGGCUAGAGCCUUUGAUUUCGCCAGCUAUGUCUUCCUUGAAAGCGCAGCCUUUGCCAUACACGAAGAGGGGAAUAUUUGGUGCUCCGGCUGCACAAGGUUUCACUGGCCUGAGUAACAAAAUCGGCCAAGGUGUCACCGAUUUCUGGACGUCCGUCAGCUCGGGAAUUGCAAGCGGCUUACUGAACCGUAGCUUGGGUAUCACAGGCACCGAUGCAAGCAAGAUGAGUUCAGAUCUAACUCAUGGUCAACGAAGCUCGCGUCCUCUGUCAAUUGGCCCGGGUUCUACGCCUGCAGUCGACGAACCUGCGAAGGCUUUCAUCAAUGAGGAAAGGAGAAGGCGACUCGGCGAGGAGUCGAUUGCGCCAGGUGUAGAUGGCGAACAUCCUCCAACGCUGAUCGAUUCAGAGAUCGAAACGCUGUACGCCGGCUUCCAGAAGCGGCGGAAGAGCCAACAAGAAGACGACGGACGAGAUGCAGAGAAGGAUCUUGAAUGGCAGGAGCUAGAAGAACGGAGCCGAAAGCUUAGGAAGGAAGAGGCUAAGGUUCGAGCACUAAAUGCCAAUGGAAGGGUGGAUUACAGCAUUCAAGAAGGAGCUUUUGACAUCUCACUUCUGGCUAGUCUUGCAAGUCAUCUCUCAUACUGGGCGGACGAGGAUGUGUCUCAUUUCAUGAUAUCUCAACUUUUGGCACGCCACAGGGUUUUCAAGGGAACUCGCAACAAGGACACUGUCUCAAAGUCCUAGAUCAAGAUAUACAGUAAGAGCAUAAGGAACGCUCGCAUCUCGCAUCUUGUGAUGUUGGGGGGCAGCUAAUGAUUAGACGAAUGAUAAUGAAAUACCAACAAGAACUCCGAUGCCCAUUUCCUGAAUCUGAUAUUUUGCGGCCUCAUCUCGCUAUCAUGAAACGAUUGGUUCGCUCACCGGUUGUGCGGCAUAUUGGCUGACGCAAUCCAACAGUCC